Condylostylus longicornis is the source of this 1512-nucleotide messenger RNA. RefSeq names its product transmembrane protease serine 11D-like. Lineage: Eukaryota; Metazoa; Arthropoda; Insecta; Diptera; Dolichopodidae. The transcript has 4 exons. Gene Ontology annotation, biological process: proteolysis. Bases 1 to 1512 code for a protein of 503 amino acids. The record is from RefSeq and is a predicted model, not a curated record. Gene Ontology annotation, molecular function: serine-type endopeptidase activity.
AUGCGACAUUAUCAAUUAAAUAUUCCUGAAUCCCCAUGUCCUAGAACAUUUUGGUAUUCAGAAAAUAAUGGCGAUGUUAUAGGUGUAAUAAAAGUAAAUAAUUUUGAAUUAAAUAAGAAAAAUAUAAUAAAAAUUACGAUUACAAAUGAUAAUGACGCUGAGAAACCUAAAAUCAUCCCCAUACAAGAUAAGCAAAGUAUUCGUAAUGCUAUAACAGAUGGAAACCCAAUUCAUUUCAAAAUACAACUUCAUACAACAUCCAUUGUUCCAGAAGUUAGCGAAAUUAAUUCAAAUGGAUUGACAAUAUGCAGAAAUAGAAAAAUUCUUGCACCAAAUCGUUCAACAUCAACUGCUAUCUAUAAUUUGGAUUUAUCAAAUAUACAAAGUCAUUUUUUUCUGACAUUUGGUGCACCAUUCAAUACACAAUCAACUAGAAAACCACUUUUUAGUAAAGGUUUCCCUUUCAGUAAUCAUUUAUUUUCAAUACCUCAAAAUAAUCUCCAAAAUGCUAAUAAUGUUUUUCCACAAAUAAAUAGUAAUGGAUUUGAAAAUAUAUUUGAUCAAAUUAAUUCACCAAUAGCACAAACAAAUACACAAUCUCAAUCAAAAUCAAAUCAAUUUACAAUUCCGAGACCUAUACAAACAUCUCAACAAGCAAAUUUUCAAGAUUAUUUGAGUAUAGAACAAAAUAAAAACAAAUUUCAAUCAAAUACUAAUCCAUUAUAUAGCGAAUCAUCUAAUAUAUGUGGUACAAUUAAUUUAUCACGCCCCCUUAUUGUUGGUGGACAAACUUUUCAAUCAGGUUCAUGGCCAUGGUUAACAGCAUUAUUUAGAAAAUCAACAAAAUCUUUUAUAUGCGGUGGCAGUUUAAUAUCAAAAACAACUAUUUUAACAGCUGCUCAUUGUUUUGGUAAUAACGUAAAUGAAAAAGAUUAUGUUGUUGGUGUUGGAGUACAUGACUUAAAACAGAUUAGAGAAGAAGGAUCUAUAUAUUUGAAUGUUAAAAGAAUUACAUUACAUCCCGAAUUUGAAUAUUCGAGUAUAACUAGUUAUGCUGAUUUAGCAAUUGUCAUUUUAGAAACUAGUGUCGAUUAUAAUACAAAAGUACGUCCAGUUUGUUUAUGGAACGACUCUAAUUUAAAUAAUGUUAUAAAUAAAACUGGUCUUACAGCUGGCUGGGGUCUAUCAAAUCCAAAUCAUAUAGCUUCUGAUAUACCAACAAUUGUUUCUUCUCGAAUUGUAUCUGAUUUAGAUUGUUUACGAUCAAAUUCUACUUUUCUUGAAAUAAUUUCAAAUAAAACUUUUUGUGCUGGUGAUCGUAAUGGAAUUGGACCAUGUAUAGGAGAUUCUGGUAGCGGAUUAAUAAUACAAAAUAAUGGUGUAUGGUAUAUUAAAGGUAUAGUGUCUCGUGCACUUUCUCAUCCAGAUAAAAUAUGUGAUUUAAAUGAUUAUGUAGUAUAUACUGAUGUAUCAAAAUUUAUAAAUUGGAUAAAACGAUAUAUGACAGAUUGA